UCACGCCACACGGAGCUCUUUCUCAUCUCAAGACCGAGUUUUCUCUCUCGACGCAGUCAUCUCAGAUCAUCCAUCUCAUCUCAGAUCAGAUCGGUAGCUUGCUUUAUGUAUAUAAGGAGAGAAACAGUGUAUCUUAAAUGGAUGUCAAGUAUUGGAGAGACAAAUGAUGUCGUCGACCUCUCUCAUUCUCAGCCUGCAACUCCUUCUGGUUCAAAGUGUGGUUGGACAAGCAUCUGCCUAAAGGACCUAAUUAGUAACUUGCCCGAUGGAAUUCUCGUUUCCAUUUUGUCUCGGUUGGAAAUUGAACAAGCAGCAAGAACUAGUGCCCUAUCUCGCAGAUGGAGAUAUUUGUGGACAUUCACUAGUAGUUUGAUAUUCAAAUUUUGCGAUUGGCAGCUAGUGGAUCAUGAAGAUAAGUUAUUUGGUCUCAAAUGCAGGCAAUUUGUUGAUCGGGUUAAUCAUAUCUUGAAGUUUCAUCGUGUUUCUGGGCCUUCAUUCAAGCUAAAGUACUUAGAGAUCGGAGGUUGCUUCUGUUUGAGAAGUGUUGAUAUUUAUGAUGCAAAUCUAAUGUCGUUUAAAUACAGCGGACUAAAGACCGACAUUGCCUUUAAAAACACACCGCAUCUUGUUAAGGCAUCUUUUGAUGGGCCUUAUGCUCGCUAUAUUGUUAAGAACUUUAUACAGGUUUCAAGCCAUCUCCUUCAACUAGAGACACUUGUAUUGAACUUGAGUAGGGGACUUAAGAAGUUGAGAUGCUUCCCUAGAUUUCCCAAGUUAAGGAAUCUCAGGCAGUUGGAAUUGAUGCUCAAUCCUGGUGUCUCUGGGCUCCUUUGUGCAUACCUGCUAAGGGUGUCUCCUUUAUUGAGGAUACUUAAAAUUGAGUUUCGGGACUUCAAGGACUCCACAAAAGAAACGAAGAUACGAAGGUCUAAACAUCUACAUAAAAGCCUCAAGGUGCUUGAAUUGAAUGGAUUUGUUGGAUGCAAAGCUGAUCUGCAGAUUGCCUCAUACAUACUCGGCAGUACUGUAUCACUUCAGGAGAUAAUCAUUGAUCCCAGCUGUCCAAAUAAAUGGGCACCUGAAGAUCCUGACAAGCAACAACUGGCUAGAACUCGUGCGAGGCACUUGGAAACAAGAUUACCUUUUGGGACACAAUUGGUGUUGAGAUAACGAUUUAUGAACUUCUUGGCUCGUAUCUACUUGAUACUGGGUCUUCAAGGAUACAGGUUUUUAUUUUAUUUUUUGGGGCACAAUCUGCUAGUAGUGAGAAAACUAAUAUUAGUUAUUAAGAAUAUUAUUUAAAUCGGUGUUCAAUCUUAACUUUGAAUUUGAGAUGAAGGUUGUUUACAAAAUUGGUGUGGUGUUAUUAUUAUUAUUUGGCUGGGGGAUUAUUUGAUUUUUC
Messenger RNA from Camellia sinensis, 1402 nucleotides. The record is from RefSeq and is a predicted model, not a curated record. Lineage: Eukaryota; Viridiplantae; Streptophyta; Magnoliopsida; Ericales; Theaceae.